AUCAACAAAAUUUAUGUCAAAUGCUAAACCCUGAUUUUAGAUUUUGCUGGCAGGAAGAACAGGUUACAGUGACAAUCAGACAACAAUGGCUAAAUCAUUAUCUAUCUCCACCAUUUUGCUUCUCUUUCAAUGUCCGAAAGUCAUGGCUUCUUCAGGAGCAAUGCGCUCGUUGUUACGAGUAAGCGUCACACCCAGAAACCUCAAGAGACCCAGCUUCUCGAUUUCAUCCUGUUCCCUGUUUUUCUCCACCACAUCCACCCCAUAUCCUCUCCAAUACGACAUGAUAAUCAACCGCCCAACUCAAUCCCAGUCCUCCCGGACUCGCCGACGGCUCAGCAGGCUGGAUUCCGAGAACUCACCCGAGCAAGAAUCACCAGAGGCUCUGUACCAUGAACCGGAAAUGGAUUUUGAUUCUUGGGUGGACAAAAAGCUGUCUUUGGAUGAAGGAACGAAUUUGCCAAGUGGGUUGGAGAUGGAUAAGUCUAAGAGGAAGUAUUAUAGGAAGAGAAGGAAGAGAAUGUAUGGGUCGGAUUCUGAUGAGGAUGGUCGAAAGAAUGAAGAUGGGUUUGUGGAACUGAAGCCGGAAGUGGUGGAGUUUGACAGGCUGCAUCAGAGAGAGGAGGAGCUUUAUUUUUAUGAUACAUUUGCGUAUCCGUGGGAGAAAGACAAGCACUAUAAGAUGGUGUAUCAAUUGGAGAAGAAGUAUUUUCCUGAUCAGUGUUUGGAUAAGGCUUUUCUUGAACCUGGAGAAUCAAAUGUGAAGAGCAAAGUGAAAGGAAGAAGCAAGAAAAUGGGUAGUGGCAGAAAGGGGGAGAAAAAAGAUGGAGUUAGCGAUGACGAGGAGGAGAGUAAAGGAUUGACUUUCUUUGAAGAGGAGAAGAAGGAGAGAGGAGUGAACCCUGGGAAAGAUGUGAACGGUGCUGUUACAGAGAAGAAGGUGGAGGAUUUCUUCAAGUGCUUGAAGAAAGUUCACAAUACGGAUGCUGAGGUUGGUGCUGUGGAGCCUUACCUCGUGGCUAGGAGUACUGCACUUCCCCCAACAUGGGAUGGUCCAAAUGGGACUGUUGUUUUGGUGAACAAGCCCAAAGGCAGUAUUUUGGAAUAUUUUAGAUCUGUAGCAGUAGCAGACUAACAGUUAUUCAGGGGAAUGAAAUAAGAUGUCAGUUAAUAAAAUUGUGUUUCUUGCUAAGAAAUUUAUUUGGGGAAUGUAGUGAGGCUGCGCAAUUGAUACCUAGCAACUGAUGAGUGGACAUAACAUUGUAGCACGUAUGAUUCUUUUUAUAAUGGUAAUGCAUUCUUUAGAAAACGCUUCACUUGUUCAAAAGGGAGUAAAGAUUUACACAGUAGUUAUUAUUGUAUGUUUUAGUAAAAGCAGAUUCUAUGUCUCAUGUUGUGUGAGUUACACAGGGUUUCUAUGUGUAUCCUUAGUGUUGCUGCCUCUGUUGAAUAUUUUCAGGAAUUGAGGACUUUUUAUAUUAUUAUAGGAUUUAAUGUUCAUGAUUCUAGUAGGCUGAAAGUAAAAUAUGACAUUCUGA
This is a messenger RNA of Rubroshorea leprosula, 1535 nucleotides long. The record is from the annotation of a GenBank genome assembly. NCBI's taxonomy places the organism in Eukaryota, Viridiplantae, Streptophyta, Magnoliopsida, Malvales, Dipterocarpaceae.